Sphaeramia orbicularis (orbiculate cardinalfish) is the source of this 3891-nucleotide messenger RNA. Its product is annotated as KIAA0586 ortholog. Gene Ontology annotation, cellular component: ciliary basal body; centriole. Gene Ontology annotation, biological process: smoothened signaling pathway. NCBI's taxonomy places the organism in Eukaryota, Metazoa, Chordata, Actinopteri, Kurtiformes, Apogonidae. The coding region runs from base 217 to 3813 and encodes 1198 amino acids. The transcript has 22 exons. The record is from RefSeq and is a predicted model, not a curated record.
AGAAGAAGACCCGGAAGUCGGCUGAUUGUUGUCAGUAACGGCUGGCUUUGUCGGUCCCGCUUUUUUCACUUCUUUCUGUGUUUUUGUAUUUGUUUGUUUGUGUUCGGUUCGGUCCUUUAACCCUCUCCGUUCCGGUUCUCUUGGAGGGUACCGGCAGAGUUUCCAGGAGCGGGAAGUUUGAAAUCAACCCGCUGACUCCGCUCAAGUCCGGGCGACAUGUUCUGUAUCCGGGACCAGACCGUCCGGAUCGAUCCAGAUCAGUCCACUUGCAGUUCGGACACCGGCGACGUUUUAAUCCGCUCCACCCGGAUCCAGCCUGGACCGGUCCGGAUCAAAGUCCACAGACUGGAUACCCUGGCCCAGCCUCCUCUGCCGGGACCAACCACAGAGACCAGACCAGAGUCCAGUACAGAACAUGAGUCCAGGUCCACGGUUCAGACCAGCCCAGAUCCUGCACACGGCUGCUCUCAUCAUCCCUCCUCAUCCUCCUCCUCUACUGCUGCUGCUGUCAUGGAAACCAUCCCUGUUACCGUAGUAACACCCCGCCAUAACCAACGGACGGAUCAAACCAGUCACGUCAGCUGUCAGUCCCUGUCCUCGGCCAAUCAGAGCCAGGCAGCAGCUGCAGCGAGAGCCAAUGAGGUGCUGAAGGAGGUGGAACAUCUGAAGGCCAAGAUGAAGAUGCUGCUGAUGCCAAAAGACCCUCUGAAGACCACCAGACCUGGACCAGCACAGACCCCGCCACAAAACCAGAAAGGAACCACCACAAAACAGACCCGAAUCCAACAAAACCACCUCCAGUCCCAACAGCGUCAGACCCGAACCCAACAAAACCACCUCCAGUCCCAACAGCAUCAGACCAGAACCCAACAAAACCACCUCCAGUCCCAACAGCAUCAGACCAGAACCCAACAAAACCACCUCCAGUCCCAACAAAAUCUGACACUACCUCCCAAAGAACAAACCCAAAUCCAACAAAACCCUCACCAAUCCAAACAAAUUCCGACAUCCUCCCAACAAGACCAGACCCAGAACCAACAGAACCAAAUCCAAUUUCAACCAAACAAAACUCAAAACUCAAAAAACCAGAUCCCCUCCCAACAAAACCUGUUCCAACCCCCAGAAAACAAGACUCAGUCCCAAGACCACGUUUUCCAUACCAGACAGGACCCCUCCCACCAUAUAUUCCAAAGUCACAACUCAGUUCCCUCCCAUCAGGUCCAGUCUGUGCUGGACCAGGGAGGGGCGGUAGUCCCGUCUCUGCUGGAGGAGGCGAGUCAGGUUCUGCAUUGGGUUCGAAGGCAGCGGAAACUUCUAGAGGAAAAUCUGGAGGCUCAGCUGAGAGCGAAGACCAGCGAGGUUCUGUACUGCCAGCUGGAGGCGCUGUCUGCUAACAGAGACUGUACUGAGGAGGUUCAUAUCAAGCAGACGGUGGACUCCUGGAUCAGCAGCUUAACCACAGACAUCCGGGCUGAGAUGGCAUCAGAAGAAGUUGCUCACCGCAGACCUGCCGCUGCCACCACAUCAGCCAAACCCUCAACCAGCAGGAGCUCCACCCACUCAGUCCAAGGGAGGCCAGUGAGCGCACUCAGAGGAGCAGGCGGCAGACAGACAGCUGCACACAGAGCGAGCUGUCAUCAGGGGGCGGGGCCUGACAGCAAGGAGGUGGAGUCGUACCUGAGCCAUCUAUACGGCAGAGCUCCACACGACAGACUCAGACGAACCCUGAAGAAGAGUCCGUACCUGAGGUUCAGGUCACCUUCCUCACCUCAGAGCCACAAGCCCCGCCCACGACUGGUGGAGAGUGUCAGAGGUGUGACGGUGAAGUCCUGUAAAACUCAGACCAGUCUGGCUCCACCCCCUCCUCUGUCACCUGAGCAACCAGUGCCUCAGCGCUUCAGCUCCGCCCACCUGACCUCUAGUGACUCUUUCGACCUCCCACUGGCCCCCUCAGACAAUUACCCUGUUGCCGUGGCAAUCCCACUAGGUCGUUCCAGGAUAAACUCCUCCUUCAGGUGUCAACAGGAAGUGACCUCAGUGCCCCUAGCCCCGCCCACAGUCAGCAUGGUUGCCCCAGACUAUGAACAGGAGGCGGAGCCUGUAGAGGACAGUGAAGCCCCGCCUCUUGUCUCUUCCCCUCCACCAUCAAACCAUCUGUAUGUCAUGGAGACGAAGGGUGAGGAGGAGGAGAACGUUUUUCCUGGAACUGACUUUGUGUCUGUGGUCGAUGUCAUAGAGCAGGAGGUCACUCAAGACGUGGUCCAGUUGGAUGGAGGUCCGGCUCCUCCUCCAGUCCGGUACCAGGGUCCGCUCUUCCCUCCUCAGGUUCCGCCUCCUCAGGCUCCACCUCCUCAGGCUCCACCUCCUCUCUCUUCCCCAGACCAGGUUUGUCUUCUGGGUUCACAUCUGAGCUCAGACACCCUGGAGAGCCACCUGGUGGACUGGGUGGCGCAGCAGCUGAUGUCUCAAAUGAUCUCUGAGAUGUACCGCCCCCCUCCUGCUGACCCCGCCCUCAACGACUCCACUGACCAAUCAGAGCGAGACGAGCAGAGUGUGACCUCAAACAUCGGGGGGGCAGCGGGGGGCGCUGGUCUGCAGAUCCUCAUGGACUCUAACGUCUCUGUGGACUCGGAUAUGCUAAGGAACCUGGUCCAAGAGGUUCUGACAGAGACCGUGGCCCUGAUGCUGGGACAGAGAGACUCACUACAACCAGAACUGGACCCACAAGGAUCAGGACCCGGACUAGGACCAGGACCAGCGGCCCCUCAGGAGGAUCCAGUUCUGGUUCCUCAGGCUCUGACACCACAAGCCACACCUCCAUCCAGUCUGACACCGCUGAGCAGAGAAACCCCGCCCCUGACCACGCCCCCUCCAUCUGAACCACCCAGUCUGAAUGAGGAGCCGCAUCAGCCAAUCCCAGAGCCCGAGCCUGUGGCCACACCCACAUCCAGCCCAGAGCCUCCUGUGGAUCAUCAGGCCACGCCCCCUCCGACCUGGGAAGAUGCUGAGCUUCCAUUGGCUGAAGAGAGACCAGAGGAGGAGGAGCAUAUGGAGACACACCCACAUCCUGUGGUGAUGAAGGUGGCAGAAGAAGAACCUCCUCUGUCCACUCCUCUUCCUCCUCCUGGGUCUACUCCUAGUCCUGGUUCUGGAUCCAGACCUUCGUCCCCCUUGGAGGACAGCUGUGCCUCCUCGUCCUCGUCCUCCAGUGCACUGACUUCAGCCAAACACAUCUCUGAGGGGGAAGUGUUGUCCAGUGUCCACCAGAGGAUGUCCAUCACAGAGGAGGAGGCAGGGUUGAGUUUCUCUGGGUCACUUCAGGAGCUUCAGGAAAUGGACUGUGAUCCUCCCAGUGAAAGUCAGGUCAAAGGUCAUGAAGCCCUCCUGGCCCUGAUGUUCAAGAUGGUGAGCAGAGAGCCCCGCCCCCCACCAGAGGGCUCCUGGAGGCGGGGCCAGGAGGGGGAGGAGGAGCUCAGCAUUGGGGAGGUGAGAGAAUGUGAGACAGCGUCACCUGGACGGACAGCCAAUCAGGGAGAGCUCCACAUGGACCUGUCUCUGACUCUGCCUUCUCCUCACCUGGAAGGCGACCCAGACCCAGGUUCGGUCCUGGAUCAGGUCCGGGUGGUGGAUUCGGAUCUGCUGAGAGAAGGAGUGAAGAGAACACGAAGGAACGGAGAGGAGGAGGAGGAGGGCAGAGUCAGGAGGAUGAUGGACAUCCAUGUUCCCUCCAUCAGAGCAGACUGUCAGGACCAGAACCAGAACCAGGAAGAUGAGAACAGAGCAGAUACAGAAUCGUCCAAUGACGUCUUCUGAAAUGUCUUCGUCUCCUCAGGUCAAACCUUUAAAAUAAAAAUAAAAUAAAAUAAAACCAGUUUAAAUGUGUUUAUUAAA